AUGGAGAACCCUCCGAAUCAAACAGAGUCUAAGCAAAUCGAACUCAAUGGAGCAAAGAAAAGAAAGGGUGGAAUCAUCACUAUGCCCUUCAUCAUUGCAAACGAGGCGUUCGAGAAAGUGGCUAGCUAUGGAUUAUUACCAAACAUGAUUAUGUACUUAAUCAAAGAUUACCGAUUUGGAGUAGCAAAAGGAACAAAUGUGCUCUUCAUGUGGUCUGCUGCAUCAAACUUCACUCCUCUCUUGGGCGCUUUUCUCUCUGAUUCCUAUCUAGGUCGAUUUCUCACCAUCGCCAUUGCUUCUCUCUCCAGUUUCCUGGGAAUGGCGCUUCUUUGGCUAACAGCCAUGUUACCACAAGUGAAGCCAUCACCUUGCGAUCCCACAGCGGCCGGAAGUCACUGUGGAUCCGCAACCGCGUCUCAGCUGGCUCUUUUGUAUACUGCAUUUGCCCUUAUAUCGAUCGGAUCAGGCGGGAUCAGACCAUGUUCCUUAGCCUUUGGUGCUGAUCAGUUAGACAAAAAAGAGAACCCAAAGAACGAAAGAGUUCUUGAGAGUUUCUUUGGCUGGUAUUACGCUUCAUCAGCUGUGGCUGUACUCAUCGCGUUCACGGGCAUUGUUUACAUUCAAGAGCAUCUUGGAUGGAAAAUUGGAUUUGGUGUACCGGCGGUUCUCAUGUUGAUCGCUGCUUUGUUGUUCGUUCUCGCGUUUCGUCUCUAUGUUAGACGCAAUGUGACCAAGAGUCUCUUCACCGGUUUAGCUCAGGUUGUUGUUGCAGCUUACGUGAACAGGAAACUAACUCUACCAGAUGAUCAUGACUCCUUUGAUUCUUAUUAUCACGUGAAAGAUUCUGAUCUCAAAGCUCCAAGUCACAAGUUGAGGUUUCUGAAUAAAGCUUGUUUAAUAAGUAACCGUGAGGAGGAGAUUGGGUCAGAUGGGUUUGCUUUGAAUCCAUGGAGGCUAUGCACGAUAGACAAAGUAGAGGAGCUGAAGGCAUUGAUCAAAGUCAUACCCAUAUGGUCCACAGGUAUAAUGAUGUCCAUAAACACUAGCCAAAGCACGUUUCAGUUGCUGCAAGCGACUUCCAUGGACCGACGUCUCAGCCGCCAUGGUUCAAGCUUUCAAGUGCCGGCUGGAUCAUUCGGUAUGUUCACAAUCAUAGCCCUAGCCAUGUGGGUCGUUUUAUAUGACCGUGUCGUCAUCCCAUUAGUUUCAAAGAUCCGAGGUAGACCUUUUAGGCUCAGCGUUAAGCUAAGAAUGGGAUUAGGGCUAUUCAUAUCAUUCUUAGCAAUGGCGAUUUCCGCAAUGGUCGAAAGCUUUAGAAGGAAAAAAGCUUUAAAUCAAGGCUAUGCAAGCAAUGCCAAUGCUGUUGUAGACAUCUCAGCUAUGUGGCUAGUGCCACAAUAUGUGCUACAUGGAUUAGCAGAGGCUCUUACCGCGAUAGGACAGACUGAGUUCUUCUACACGGAGUUUCCUAAAAGCAUGUCUAGCAUUGCGGCAUCUCUGUUCGGUCUAGGAAUGGCUGUGGCUAGUCUAUUGGCUAGCGUGAUCCUCAAUGCGGUCAAUGAACUAACCUCAAGAAAUGGUAAAGAGAGUUGGGUUUCAGACAACAUUAACAAGGGUCAUUACAACUAUUAUUACUGGCUACUUGCGAUCAUGAGCUUCAUCAAUGUGAUCUAUUAUGCGAUAUGUAGCUGGUCGUAUGGUCCUUUGGUUGAUCAGGUGAGGAAUGAUAGGGUUAAUGGUGUGAGAGAGGAAGAGGAGUUGCUUGACAUUGUUGGAAAAGGCUACGAGAAGGAAGAUCUAAGCGAAGUUGUUAAAAAAAAUUAA
Messenger RNA from Microthlaspi erraticum, 1824 nucleotides. NCBI's taxonomy places the organism in Eukaryota, Viridiplantae, Streptophyta, Magnoliopsida, Brassicales, Brassicaceae. The record is from the annotation of a GenBank genome assembly.